Penicillium digitatum Pd1 is the source of this 1593-nucleotide messenger RNA. Its product is annotated as MFS transporter. Gene Ontology annotation, cellular component: plasma membrane. Gene Ontology annotation, biological process: transmembrane transport. Lineage: Eukaryota; Fungi; Ascomycota; Eurotiomycetes; Eurotiales; Aspergillaceae. The record is from RefSeq and is a predicted model, not a curated record. Gene Ontology annotation, molecular function: transmembrane transporter activity.
AUGGAAUCUUUCUUUCAAUAUCAGCGAAUCAAACAAGCUGUUCGCGACCAACUGGCGGAACCCAAAGACAAAUGUAACUGUGAGAGCUAUACACUUGGGCCACCGCAGAGCUCGAGCUGUCAGUUAUGCAAUGCUCUGUUUUGUGAUCCCAACAAAUCCUCGCUUCAAGCAACACUCCCCACCGAUUCCAUUAUCAUUGUGGACUGGGAUAGUUCCAGUGAUCCUUUGAACCCUGCAAACCAGAGCGUGUCGCGGAAGAUGUUUAUGACCCUUCUGGUCUCUUUGAUAGCUUUUUCUGUAACCGCCGCAUCUGCAAUUGAUGCUUGUGGCAUCGUGCAAUACAGUGAACACUUCAAAGUGUCCGAAGUAGUCGGAUCUCUUGCGACAGCUCUAUUUCUGGUCGGUUUUGGGGUCGGCUCUCUCCUUUCAGGCCCAUUCUCUGAGACUUUUGGUCGGAACGCCGUUUACCUGACAACUAUGGUCCUUUUUCUGAUUUUCAUCAUGGCCGCGGCACUGGCUCCCAACCUCCAUAGUCACCUUAUCUUUCGUUUUCUCGCUGGUUUCUUUGGGUCUCCUCCACUCACCUGCGCUGGUGGUACGGUAGCGGAUUUGUGGGAUCCAUUGCAAAAGACAUAUGCUUUUCCAGCCUAUGCUAUUCCAUCCUUUGUGGGACCAAUGGCUGGGCAGAUCAUAGGCAGCUACAUUCCAAUUCAUUUGGGAUGGCGUUGGCUUGAGUGGAUGAUGCUCAUUAUGGGAGGCGCAACCCUUGUCAUUAUCCUUCUGUUCCAGCCAGAAACAUAUGGACCUCUCCUUCUAUAUUGGAAAGCAAAGAUUCUCCGCGCAGAAACUGGGGACGAGAGAUACAGAGCCCCGAUGGAGAUGAAACAUGCAGCCUUGGGCCAACGAUUGCUGCUUUCCGUCUAUCGGCCAUUUGUGCUGGUUCACUCUGAGUUGAUCAUCAUUUUGAUGUCGCUCUACCUUACCGUGAUCUACAUUGUCCUCUUCACCUUUCUGGAGGGUUAUACAUACAUUUUUGGUCAAACAUAUGGGCUUUCGCAGGAGAUGACUGGAAUACUCUGGGCGGGGAUGCUAUGUGGCAUUCUUCUUGUUGGCACCCUAGUUCCGGUGAUAUACUCUUGGACUGCCAAAGAAUACAAGAGGACUUCUGCCAUUGCUCCUGAAAUACGACUCUGGUAUGCAAUGCUGGGUGGUGCUCCAGCGGUGCCAGUAAGUUUGUUCUGGAUGGGUUGGACCAGCUAUCCGUCCAUCUCAAUUUGGUCUCCCAUCAUUGCUUCCGCCUUAUUCGGAUUCGGAAUCACCACUAUUUUCAUCGUCACCUACAUGUAUAUCAUAGAUUCCUACGGGGGAUACUCAGCAUCUGCACUAGGGUUUCUUGUUUUUACCAGAUAUGUGGUGGCUGGCGGCAUGACUGUUGCUGGUGGGCCUAUUUACCGUUCUAUCGGUGUUCAAUACACACUGACAAUCUUGGGGGCCAUCAGUACAGUCAUGGCCACAAUUCCGUACCUGCUUUAUGUCUAUGGGCCGACACUUCGCAGGUAUAGCAAAUUUGCUGUCAGUAUCGGUGCAGAGUAA